AACUGGUGGGAUUGCACCAUGGCCUGGGCCCCUCUCCUCCUUGCGGUGCUCGCCCACAGCUCAGGUUUCCUGGUCCAGGCAGCGCUGACUCAGCCGCCCUCGGUGUCGGCGAACCCGGGAGAAACCGUCCAGAUCACCUGCUCUGGGAGUACCAACAGCUAUGGCUGGGACCAGCAGAAGGUGCCUGGUCAUGCCCCUGUCACUGUGAUCUAUGGUAGCACCAGCAGACCCUCGGACAUCCCUUCACGAUUCUCCGGAUCCAAGUCUGGCUCCACGGGCACGUUAACCAUCUCUGGGGUCCAAGCCGAGGACGAGGCUGUCUACUUCUGUGGUAACUACGACAGCAGCAAUGCUGGUGAUUAUGAUCAAGGACACUGGGGCACUGGCCUUGGACUCUGCGUGCAGGUCUCUUGCCCAUGGAUUUUGGGCACAGGGGUUCUGUCCCUGUCCUGCUGCCUGGGCAGGGCUGUGCCCGUGGGGCCCUGGCUGACCCACAUCUUCUCCCCUCUCUCCUCUGCAGGUUCCCUGGUCCAGCCAGCGCUGACUCAGCCGCCCUCGGUGUCAGCAAACCUGGGAGAAACCGUCCGGAUCACCUGCUCUGGGGGUAGCAACUGGUAUGGCUGGUUCCAGCAGAAGGAGCCUGGUCGUGCCCCUGUCACUGUGAUCUAUCAGAACGACAAGAGACCCUCGGACAUCCCUUCACGAUUCUCCGGAUCCCAGUCUGGCUCCACGGCCACGUUAACCAUCUCUGGGGUCCAAGCCGAGGACGAGGCUGUCUAUUACUGUGGUAGCUGGGACAGCAGCAGUGGUGCUGGUGUCACAGUUCAGAAAGUUGUUGAAGGUCUCGUACAAAAGCUGUGGAAGGUGGGGCGGGGUCUGGAGAUAUCUCUGGUCUUGCUGGAAACUGUGGUAGGGGUGAGGGACUGCAAGGGCUGA
Molecule: messenger RNA, 936 nt
Organism: Chaetura pelagica (chimney swift)
Lineage: Eukaryota; Metazoa; Chordata; Aves; Apodiformes; Apodidae
Exons: 4
Coding region: 19-936 (305 amino acids)
Biological process (GO): immunoglobulin production; immune response
Source: RefSeq, a predicted model, not a curated record